Messenger RNA from Arachis duranensis, 1697 nucleotides. RefSeq lists its product as uncharacterized. The record is from RefSeq and is a predicted model, not a curated record. Bases 22 to 1536 code for a protein of 504 amino acids. The transcript has 9 exons. Gene Ontology annotation, biological process: proteolysis. Gene Ontology annotation, molecular function: serine-type exopeptidase activity; dipeptidyl-peptidase activity. Lineage: Eukaryota; Viridiplantae; Streptophyta; Magnoliopsida; Fabales; Fabaceae.
UUCUAAAGUCGUUGUUCAAUAAUGGAAAAACAACAACAUACCUUGAUCAUUUUCAUCUUCAUCUCCACCUAUGUUAUAAGUUCAACACACCCAUUAAUGGUGAUCCCAAGGCUAAGUCCAAUUCCUGAAUGGGAAACAAUCUUAUACAACAAUAACUUUGCAUCAUCAUCACUCUCUUCAGAUGAUGUGAAAACAUUUUAUUACAACCAAACAUUGGAUCACUUCAACUAUAAGCCUCAGAGUUAUCAAACAUUUCAACAAAGAUAUCUAAUGAAUUUCAAGUAUUGGGGUGGUGCCAAUUCUAGUGCUCCAAUAUUUGCAUAUUUGGGCGCAGAAGCACCCAUUGAUGGUUCCCCUGAAGGCUUAGGAUUUAUCACCGACAAUGCUGCUUCCUUUAAUGCUCUUUUACUAUACAUAGAGCACCGAUACUAUGGAAAAUCAAUACCAUUUGGAUCAAGGGAAGAAGCAUUGAAGAAUGCAAGUACAAUUGGAUAUUUCAAUUCAGCUCAAGCCAUAGCUGACUAUGCAGAACUCAUCAUACAUAUAAAAAACACAUACUCCCUGAAGUCUCCUGUAAUUGUAUUUGGAGGAUCAUAUGGCGGAAUGCUUGCUUCAUGGUUUAGACUAAAAUACCCUCACGUGGCAAUUGGUGCUUUGGCCUCAUCAGCUCCAAUCCUCUACUUUGAUGACAUCACGCCACAUGACGGAUACUUCUCUAUUGUCACUAGGGAUUUUCGAGAAGCGAGUGAGACAUGCUACGAAACUAUAUUCAAGUCUUGGUCUGCAAUUGAAACAGUAGCGUCUCAGCCAAACGGCCUUUCCAUUCUUAGUAACAAAUUCAACACCUGCUACCCCUUAAACAACUCUUCGGACUUAAUAUCGUAUUUGGUGUCGAUGUAUGCUUCAGCAGCUCAGUACAAUCAUCCACCAACAUACCCAGUUACUAUGAUCUGUAAUGCCAUAGAUAAAGCUUUUUUUGAAAAUGAUACUUUGAAUAAGAUAUAUGCAGGUGUCGUGGCUUUUACGGGAAAUGCCACUUGCAAAGUUAAUGCUCCCCAAAAUGUAACCGACACUACCCAGGGUUGGAGGUGGCAGACAUGUAGUGAGAUGGUGAUCCCCAUUGGAAUAGGAAAUGAUUCAAUGUUCACAGCUGAUCCUUACAAUUUUGAGAGCUUUGCCAAUGGCUGCCAGAAAGAAUUUGGUGUCACUCCUCGUCCCCAUUGGGUCACUACCUAUUAUGGAGGCCAUGAUAUAACAUUGGUCCUUCAAAGAUUUGGCAGCAACAUUAUUUUCUCCAAUGGGUUAAGAGAUCCUUAUAGUAUUGGCGGAGUUCUGAACAACAUUUCAGACAGCAUUAUUGCUAUCAAUACAGUUAACGGAUCUCAUUGCUUGGAUAUUCUGAGUGCAAAGGAAACUGAUCCAGAAUGGUUGGUACAACAACGAAAGAAAGAGACCGAAAUCAUGAAAGGAUGGAUUACACAGUAUUAUGCCGAUCUUGCUGCACUCAAUGAGACUUGGACACUCUUCAGUCCUUAGCAUAUAUAUUAUAAGGCUAAAAUUACAAACCUUUAUAAUAUAUAGCCCAAACAAGCCUUUAUAUUUGAAGUAUAUACAAUAGAAAUUACUUGAUCAUAUAUAGUAAUGUAAUGUCACAAUGUUCAACAAGAAAAAUUACUAGUUACUAUCAUUUCUUAUAU